Molecule: messenger RNA, 1380 nt
Organism: Centropristis striata (black sea bass)
Lineage: Eukaryota; Metazoa; Chordata; Actinopteri; Perciformes; Serranidae
Exons: 4
Coding region: 43-1284 (413 amino acids)
Source: RefSeq, a predicted model, not a curated record
GAGAGCUAAUAGUUUGUGACGAGCAGCAGCUGUGGCACCUGCAUGGUGGGUAUUUCAACCUGCAUGUGGCACAGGCAGCACUUUCUCCUGGAGACUGAAGCAAUGGAAGCUGUUUGGGCCUUGCUUGUUGGUAUGCUGAGUCUUUGGCUUACCAAAGGCUCUUGUCUGCCAGUUGGUUUGACAAAUGAACGGCGUGAUAAUCUGCUGCAGAGGACAAUGAGAGAUCUGCCUCUCAAUGAGCUCUCUAAGAAGAAGGUCCUUGCAGUUCUCCAGUCAAUGGAGUCCAUGUUGGAGCAAAAAGCCAAAGAAGUACAACUGGAGACCAAUGAAGUUGAAGCUGAGGCAUCAGCAGUACACCAUAAACUUGUGACCACAGCCGCGACCAGCCAGGACGAGGGCGGCGCGAACGGGACGGCCACCAGCAUCAUGGCCAGUCACAACGACUGCGUGGGUUGUUGGCUGGGUGGUUUGUUGGUUGAUGUGGUGGUUGAUUUGGUGGUUGAUUCGACCGAGGAUGACGAGGGCGCGGCAAACGCUACCACCAUCAUGGCCAGUUACGACGAGGGCGCCGUGAACGCGACGGCUACCACCAUCAUGGCCAGUUACGACGAGGGCGCCGUGAACGCGACGGCUACCACCAUCAUGGCCAGUUACGACGAGGGCGCCGUGAACGCGACGGCUACCACCAUCAUGGCCAGUUACGACGAGGGCGCCGUGAACGCGACGGCUACCACCAUCAUGGCCAGUUACGACGAGGGCGCCGUGAACGCGACGGCUACCACCAUCAUGGCCAGUUACGACGAGGGCGCCGUGAACGCGACGGCUACCACCAUCAUGGCCAGUUACGACGAGGGCGCCGUGAACGCGACGGCUACCACCAUCAUGGCCAGUUACGACGAGGGCGCCGUGAACGCGACGGCUACCACCAUCAUGGCCAGUUACGACGAGGGCGCCGUGAACGCGACGGCUACCACCAUCAUGGCCAGUUACGACGAGGGCGCCGUGAACGCGACGGCUACCACCAUCAUGGCCAGUUACGACGAGGGCGCCGUGAACGCGACGGCUACCACCAUCAUGGCCAGUUACGACGAGGGCGCCGUGAACGCGACGGCUACCACCAUCAUGGCCAGUUACGACGAGGGCGCCGUGAACGCGACGGCUACCACCAUCAUGGCCAGUUACGACGAGGGCGCCGUGAACGCGACGGCUACCACCAUCAUGGCCAGUUACGACGAGGGCGCUGUGGCUAAAAAGGGCGCUCUCAAAGUCGACUUGCCUCACUGAAGGUUUAUAGGUGGAACCAUGCAAGAGUUUUGCAUCUGCAAUGUUUCUGCAUGUACCUGCUUUUAUCCUUGCAUUAAAUAAAAGUCUUAACUGAUA